This is a messenger RNA of Entrophospora candida, 686 nucleotides long. The record is from the annotation of a GenBank genome assembly. NCBI's taxonomy places the organism in Eukaryota, Fungi, Glomeromycota, Glomeromycetes, Entrophosporales, Entrophosporaceae.
GACAAAUGAUUAGGAAAUACUCCAGAAUCAACAUUAAGAAUCGAGUUGCGGACUCAUCUCUUGUUCAAUCUACUCCAAUAUCAAGACCAAAACCACAAUAUUCUCUUGGCCUACCUCCUAGAACAUAUUGUUUAUCUCCUUUGGAACAUAAACUUGUAGCAGAAAGAGAGUUGCCUGAAAAUAAGUACCAUUAUGCUUAUUAUUAUUUGAUACAAAUCACCACUUCGAAUAGUGCUUUUUUGAGUGGAGAGACUGGAAAUCUUUCGCUACAUUCGGCAAUAAUAGAAUUAUCAAAUCCUGCAAUACUUGAUGAAUUGAAACCAAUUAAACCCGUAAAUACUAGAGUUCCCGAUUCUACAUCAUCUACCAUAUCACCAUCAACUAUUACAUCACUAUCACUUUCUUGGUCACAAACAUCUCCCAUCUUUGCAACAACAACGACAACAACACCAACGUCAUCAUCAUCUUAUUUAUCUUCAACAUCUCCCAUAUCCCAAUCAAGUCCUAUACACAAAUCAACUUCUGCAUUCCGAUCAGCUCCUGCAUUCCAAUUUACUACAAACAUUGGCACAUCACCAUCAUCUCUGCCUCUACAAUCACCUUUCUCAAGUUCUACUAUUGCAUCAGACAGUCCUAUGUUUAAUAGAUCUAUUAAUAAUAAUAACCAACAAACAAAUUUAAAUUGA